Molecule: messenger RNA, 3021 nt
Organism: Colletotrichum gloeosporioides
Lineage: Eukaryota; Fungi; Ascomycota; Sordariomycetes; Glomerellales; Glomerellaceae
Product: Pre-mRNA-splicing factor ATP-dependent RNA helicase-like protein cdc28
Exons: 1
Coding region: 1-3021 (1006 amino acids)
Cellular component (GO): intracellular anatomical structure; catalytic step 2 spliceosome
Molecular function (GO): ATP binding; RNA binding
Source: RefSeq, a predicted model, not a curated record
AUGGCGUCAAAGAAGUACGCCUUCCUCCCGAUGGAGGACGACGAGGUCGGCCCCACGAAAGUCGUCAAGGAGAAGAAGAAGCACAAGUCGCGCCACCGUGACCGGUCACGCGAAAGAGAUAGAGACCGCGACCGGAACGAACGGACGUCCCGCCGCCGCUCUCGCUCACGAUCACCGGCCCGCCCGUCAAAACAGUAUCGCAAACGAGACACAGACAACGACGACAGGUGGGCGGACGAGGAGCCGCCAUCGGAAGGGGAAGAAGAGGUCGACGAGGAGCCCGAGUUUCAGGAGUCGGCGUCGAAGCGCGUCAAGCUCAGCCACGAUGACCGAGAUCGCGACCGAGACCGCGAACGGGAUGAGGGCUUGUCAGACGGCGCGCGCGAGGAGCUGGAGCGGCAGCGGGAUAUCGAGGAGCGUGAGGCAUUUGCGAAGCGGCUGAAAGACAAGGACGAUAAGAGGAGCAAGGGCUCGGAUAGCAGGAGGCUGCCGGACGCGGCGGACCGGAAGGCGACGAUGGAGGACUUGAGAAUGAAGAGUCGGCAGACGUACCUCGGGAAGCGAGAGGCCGAGAAGCUCGCCCUGCUGCGGAAACAGGUCGCAGAAGAGACGGCGGAGCUCAGGAGCGGUGCGAGGCUGUCGGAGAAGGAGAAGGCCGAGUUCGCCAAGAACCGCGAGAUUUUGAGGUUAGCGGAGGAGAGGUUGAAGAUUGAUGACCACAAGGACGGGUAUUACAUCCCCGAGGACUACAUCACGGAAAAGGGAAAGAUCGACAGAAAGAGGAAGGAGGAUGCCAUGUACAAGCGAUACGUGGAGAAGGACGAGUACGGCCAGGAGAAGUUUGUGACGGAACACGAGGAGUGGGAAAGGGAGCAGGCGACCAAGGCCAAGGCGCAAAUUCAGAGGUCUGAGAGGGAGAAUGACGACUAUGCAUAUGUGUUGGAUGAGGAGCAGUAUAUCCAGUGGAAUUUGGGUUCGAGUUUGCCCGGAGAAGGCAAGCUGACGAAGGAGCAGCAGUUCCUUGCGGCACAGAUUGAGGCAGCCGAGAAAAAGCAGCUUUCGAUCCAGGAGACGAGGAAGAGCUUGCCGAUUUACGCCUACCGAGACGACUUCCUCGCGGCGAUGGAAAAGUAUCAGAUUCUGGUUAUUGUCGGAGAGACGGGAUCCGGAAAGACAACGCAAUUGCCGCAAUACCUGCACGAAGCAGGAUAUACGAAAAACGGGCUAAAGGUCGGAUGUACGCAGCCUCGUCGUGUCGCAGCAAUGAGUGUUGCAGCACGUGUGGCGGAUGAAGUAGGCGUCAAGGUCGGCCAGGAAGUAGGAUACUCGAUCCGUUUCGAGGACAACACCAGCGACAAGACCAUUCUCAAGUACAUGACCGACGGCAUGUUGCUAAGAGAGUUUAUGACUGAGCCUGAUCUCGCCGGAUACUCCGCCAUCAUGAUUGACGAAGCCCAUGAGAGAACGGUACACACCGAUAUUCUACUGGCUCUGGUCAAGGACCUGGCGAGGGAACGACCCGACCUCAAACUCCUCAUCUCAUCCGCCACGAUGAACGCCGAGAAAUUUGCGGCGUAUUUUGAUGACGCGCCCAUCUACAACAUUCCCGGCAGACGGUACCCCGUCGACAUCUACUACACCCCCGCCCCUGAAGCAAACUACCUCGCAGCAGCCAUCACCACAGUCUUCCAGAUCCACACCACACAAGGAAAAGGCGACAUCCUCGUCUUCCUCACGGGCCAAGACGAAAUCGACGCAGCCGAGCAGCAGAUCGCCGACACAGCGAAGAAGCUGGGCUCCCGCAUCAAGGAGCUCGUCAUCUGCCCCAUCUACGCCAACCUCCCCUCCGAGCUGCAAGCCAAAAUCUUCGAACCAACACCCGAGGGCGCGCGCAAGGUGGUUCUCGCCACGAACAUUGCCGAAACCUCGCUGACAAUCGACGGCAUCGUCUACGUCAUCGACCCGGGCUUCGUCAAGGAAAACGUCUACAACCCGGCCACCGGCAUGGAGAACCUCGUCGUGACGCCGUGCUCCCGUGCCUCCGCAAACCAGCGCUCCGGCCGCGCAGGCCGUGUCGGCCCCGGCAAGUGCUUCCGCCUCUACACAAAGUUCGCCUACAUGAACGAGAUGGACGAGUCGCCAAUGCCCGAGAUCCAGCGCACGAACCUGAACGGUGUCGUCCUCCAGCUGAAAUCCCUCGGCAUCAACGAGCUGCUCGACUUCGAGUUCAUGGACCCGCCCCCAACCGAGGCCCUCAUCGGCGCCCUCAACAACCUCUUCGCCCUCCAGGCCCUCAACCACAAGGGCGAGCUCACCAAGAUGGGCCGCCAGAUGGCCGAGUUCCCCACGGACCCCAUGCUCGCCAAGGCCGUUCUCGCCGCCGACAAGGAAGGGUGCGUCGAGGAGGUCCUCUCCGUCGUCUCCAUGCUCUCCGAGGCGUCCGCCCUCUUCUUCCGCCCCAAGGACAAGAAGAUCCACGCCGACUCCGCCCGCGCCCGCUUCACAAUCAAGGACGGCGGCGACCACCUCACCCUCCUCAACAUCUGGAACCAGUGGGUCGACGCAGACUUCUCCCCCAUCUGGUCCCGCGAGAACUUCCUCCAGCAGCGCUCCCUCACCCGCGCCCGCGACGUGCGCGACCAGCUCGCCAAGCUCUGCGAGCGCGUCGAGGUCUCCCCCUCCACCUGCGGCUCCUCCAACCUGACACCCAUCAAGCGCGCCCUCACCGCGGGCUUCUUCCCCAACGCCGCCCGCCUCCAGCGCUCCGGCGACUCGUACCGCACCGUCAAGAAGAACGCCACCGUCUACGUGCACCCGUCCUCCGUCCUCAUGGGCGUCGACCCGCCCAUCCGCAUGCUCGUGUACUUCGAGCUCGUGCAGACCACCAAGGAGUACAUGCGCAGCUGCAUGCCCAUCGAGGCCAAGUGGCUCGCGGGGCUGGCACCGCACUUCUACAAAAAGGGAGACGUCGAGGCGUUGGAGGAGAAGAAGAUGCCCAAAAGCCGGAGUUACGACCGGUAG